Messenger RNA from Chinchilla lanigera (long-tailed chinchilla), 1961 nucleotides. It is a transcript of the gene Naga, whose product is annotated as N-acetylgalactosaminidase, alpha-. Gene Ontology annotation, biological process: oligosaccharide metabolic process; glycoside catabolic process; glycosylceramide catabolic process. Gene Ontology annotation, molecular function: alpha-galactosidase activity. The transcript has 10 exons. The record is from RefSeq and is a predicted model, not a curated record. Lineage: Eukaryota; Metazoa; Chordata; Mammalia; Rodentia; Chinchillidae. Gene Ontology annotation, cellular component: cytoplasm. The coding region runs from base 207 to 1454 and encodes 415 amino acids.
AUCAGGUGACGCGAGCCCCAGAGGCCCUGGAGGCAGAAGCCGGUGGGCCGCAUUCUGAGCGCAUCGUUGGGUAGGUGCGGAGGCGCCUCGGCGAUUUCGGUGCUGGGACCCUGGGCCUGACGUCCUUGGGGCGCGAAGGAUCCACACAUAAAGGUGCUAAGAGCAGAGCUGACUUGGCCAGGUCCUGAGGCGCUGAGUCCAAAGCAAUGCUUCUGAAAAUAGUGCUCUUGCUGGCCCUGGUGGCCCAGGUGCUGGUGCUGGACAAUGGGCUCCUGCAGACGCCCCCCAUGGGCUGGCUGUCCUGGGAACGCUUCCGCUGUAACACAGACUGCGACGAGGACCCAAAAAACUGCAUCAGUGAGCGCCUCUUCAUGGAGAUGGCUGACCGGCUCGCAAAGGAUGGAUGGCGGGACCUAGGCUACGUCUACCUCAAUAUCGAUGACUGCUGGAUUGGUGGGCGCGAUGCCAAAGGCCUACUGGUGCCUGAUUCCAAGCGCUUCCCUCACGGCAUCGCCUUCCUGGCUGACUAUGCUCACUCCCUGGGUCUGAAGCUGGGCAUCUAUGAGGACAUGGGCAACUUAACCUGCAUGGGUUACCCAGGCACCACACUAGACAAGGUGGAACAGGACGCCCAAACCUUCGCCGAGUGGAAGGUGGACAUGCUGAAGCUGGAUGGCUGCUUCUCGACCCGGAUGGAUCGGGCCAAAGGCUACCCCAUGAUGGCUACUGCACUGAAUGCCACGGGCCGCCCCAUCGCCUACUCCUGCAGCUGGCCAGCCUACGAAGGAGGCCUCCCCCCCAUGGUGAACUACAGUCUGCUGGCGGAAACCUGCAACCUCUGGCGCAACUAUGACGACAUCCAGGACUCCUGGAAGGACGUGCUGUCUAUCCUGGACUGGUUUGUGCUCCACCAGGACAUUCUGCAGCCAGUGGCUGGCCCUGGGCACUGGAAUGACCCAGACAUGCUGAUCAUUGGGAACUUUGGUCUCAGCUUUGAGCAAGCCCGGGCCCAGAUGGCCCUGUGGACAGUGCUGGCAGCACCUCUCUUCAUGUCCACAGACCUGCGUACCAUCUCCGCCCAGGACGUGGAGAUUCUGCAGAAUCCGCUCAUGAUCAAAAUCAACCAGGAUCCCUUGGGCAUCCAGGGACGCAGGAUUCUUCAGGAAAAAUCCCAAAUUGAAGUGUUCAAGCGACCCCUGUCUGAUGAGGCCAGCGCCCUGGUGUUCUUCAGUCGCAGGACAGACAUGCCUUUCCGCUACCGCUCGACCCUGGGCCGGCUGCGGUUCCCCAGCUCCAGAGUGUAUGAGGCCCAAGACGUCUUCUCGGGGCAGAUCAUCACGGGCCUCCGGGACAAAACCAACUUCACAGUGAUUGUCAACCCGUCUGGGGUGGUGAUGUGGUACCUGUAUCCCAUCAAGAGCCUGGCGAUAUCCAAGUGGAAGUCCCAGGACUGAGGAGCCAAGGCGGAUGACAGGCUGUGGCGGCCCUGCUGAGCCCGCACCGUGGAGCCCUGGCAUGCCGGGGCCAGUGAGCAGGCCCCUCUCCUCCCCAGGCCUGCUCGGCCGCCUGACCGCAUCAUUCCCAGAGUGCAAUUGCAGGGCCAGACGCCAUGCUCGCCCAAGUGUGAGCCCUCUUGGAAACCUCUCGGGGAAUUUCCUGUAGCAUUGUGGGCCUCUACCUCAUCUCCACGGCCUCACAGAUGUUGCUGAACAACUCGACGAGCCUUCUGGGCCCCCACCAGCAGGGGCACUGAUGCCUUUCAGGACUCGGGCCGCUGGCCCUGUUGUUGAUUCUGAACCACGAUUAGGAAUUUUUCUAGCUAGAGGUAGAGAUACGACCUCUUGUCAAACUCAUGAACUAUGUGAUUGGCUGAUAGCACCUGGAGUUUGGGUCACAAGGGAGACCUUGAGUCCCUUACAUCACCAAUAAAGCUGUUCUUUAGAUGCGUAGUUAUCAAUGAA